CCAGCCGCCGGAAGCUGCCUUUCUGUAUGCUUGAAAGGAUACAGCAGGAAGAUAUCACAUUGCUCUAUUUUUGAUCUUUCGUCAAUAAAGGGAGGCGAUGAGGGGAACUAAUAGCCCCACCCAGUGGCGACUCUAUCUACAUACCUUCUCUUCCCUUGACUGGAGAGCGCAGCCAAUGGACAUGCGACUAAGGCGUGUUCUAGCGGGCGUGGGUGGAUGAGAGAAGAAGCGUGUUAGUGGGGGGCUGACAGGCACAGAAAAAGAUCGCGGUUAGAUUUUCAUUAUCCAUCAUGGCAUCCAAGUGCCCCAAGUGCGACAAGACUGUCUACUUCGCUGAAAAAGUAACUUCCUUGGGAAAAGAUUGGCACAAAUUCUGUUUGAAAUGUGAGCGCUGCAACAAGACCUUGACACCUGGGGGGCAUGCAGAGCAUGACAGGAAGCCUUACUGUCACAAACCUUGUUAUGCAACGCUGUUUGGACCAAAAGGUGUAAAUAUUGGAGGAGCAGGAUCCUACAUUUAUGAUAAGCCUCUUUCUGAAGGACAGCUUAUACCAGGCCCUAUUGAGCAUGCAUCCAAAAUGGAAGAAAGGAAACUGAAUAUUGCACCAAAAGGACCUAGCAAAGCCUCCAGCAUUACUACGUUCACUGGAGAGGCCAAUGUCUGUCCACGCUGCUCCAAGAAAGUCUAUUUUGCUGAGAAGGUGACUUCAUUGGGCAAGGAUUGGCACCGUCCCUGUCUACGUUGUGAGCGUUGCGGGAAGACUCUUAUUCCUGGAGGCCAUGCUGAGCAUGAUGGACAGCCAUAUUGCCACAAACCAUGCUAUGGGAUCCUAUUUGGACCAAAAGGGGUGAAUACAGGUGCAGUUGGAAGCUACAUCUAUGAUAAAGAUUCUGAAGCAAAAGCCCAACCUUGAGAGCUUUUUUCUAGCCAACUAUCCACCUGCUCAGCCCAUUUGCACUGAUUAAUCUUAUGUGUGUAAACAUAGUAAAACCUGCUUAGAAGAGAUAGCUGUAUCUGUUCUUUUAUAUGCUCCCCAGGCAGGAGAUGAUAUUCUGUUUCCUUUGCAAAUUUUUAAUGGCUGUGCUUUAAAAAGACAGAGCUCUUUCUCCCCCAAGUUUCUGAUUUCACUUCAAUUCUGUGUGUUCUGAGCAAAUAUCUUUGCUGCCAUUACUUUAUAUGACAGAACACAAUUUUGCAAUGUCCCCUCCAGCCUUUGGAGUUCAUUUUUUUAAGGUACAACUUACCAUUCGCUAUUAGUGGCUGAACAACUGGAGCAAUAAACAAAUUAUUCAGGGAGGUAAAAAAAAUCAGGUAUAUUUUUGAACAAGGCUAUUAAAUAUAGAAUGAUGCCUCCUAGAUUGAGAGCUAAGGUUCUUACCAGCUAUGGAUUACCUUCCUACAUAAAGUUUCAUCACUGUCCCUUGUUGAAGCAGAUGUCAGCAGCAAACUCAUCCUAGCAGCUGGGUCCACUAUACUUAGCUGAAGCAAAAGAGUUGUUUUUUGAAACUAGUUUGUAUUCUUGAGGAAUCUGUCAGAAAUUAUGACCCUACUAAUGUUAUGCCAGACAGUAUAUGGUCCUAACUUGGAUAUGGAAGUAUAAGUUAUUUAUGUAAGUAUGCAUGUAUACAUGGAAAAUAUUACUGCUUACAAACCAAGCAACUUGCUAUAAAGACCAAGCAGCAAAAAUGGGAGAAGUAGAAAAAGAGACACUGUGUGUGUGUUUAUAUGUGAUAGGAUGGGAUUGUAGCUAUUUGCAAAGGAACCAGUUCUGAUCUUAUUAUUUAUAUGCUUGAAAUUUAUUUAUAGCCAGAUAGUAAUGUUCUUUUUUGCUCUAUUCUUCUAGUGUUUUUAGCAGCCCUGGGUCCUAAGGCACAAUUGAAACUAAUUAAGAGUAUGAGCUGAGGUAGCAUUGUAUAUUUGCAUUGUAAAAGCUGCAUUACCCAACCUGCAGACUAAUUUUUCCAAUGCAGGAUGCUUAUCUGCAUACCUUUUGCAAUUAAUAAAGAUGUUUUACAACU
Messenger RNA from Notechis scutatus (mainland tiger snake), 2019 nucleotides. RefSeq names its product cysteine-rich protein 2. The record is from RefSeq and is a predicted model, not a curated record. NCBI's taxonomy places the organism in Eukaryota, Metazoa, Chordata, Lepidosauria, Squamata, Elapidae.